Molecule: messenger RNA, 888 nt
Organism: Haliotis rufescens (red abalone)
Lineage: Eukaryota; Metazoa; Mollusca; Gastropoda; Lepetellida; Haliotidae
Product: protein ANTAGONIST OF LIKE HETEROCHROMATIN PROTEIN 1-like
Exons: 1
Coding region: 1-888 (295 amino acids)
Source: RefSeq, a predicted model, not a curated record
AUGAACUCAAUUGCCAUUUACUGGCUUGCAUCUUCGUCAGAGUACAGGACAGUCGGUAAUCUCUUUGGUGUUGGGAAGGCUACUGUGUGUGUUUGUGUCCAUCAGGUGUGUGAGGCAAUUUUGAAAGUCCUAUUGGAUGAGUAUGUUAAAUUCCCUGAGGGGGAAGCCCUGAAGGAUGUGAUAAAAGGAUAUGAGGAAAGAUGGGAUUUUCCUAACUGUGCAGGGUCCAUUGAUGGUAGUCACAUUCCCAUCAUCGCCCCCAAACAGUCACAUGGCGAUUACUUGAACAGGAAGGGUUUUUAUUCACUGAUCCUACAGGGAGUUUGUGACCAUCGAUACAUGUUUACAGACAUUAACAUUGGGUGGUCAGGUCGGGUCCAGGAUGCCCGCGUUUUUGCCAAAUCCGAUAUUUACAUUCAAGGUGAUAAUGGCAUUCUUUUCCCCACAUGGAACAAGAAGGUUGGUGAUUCCAAUAUGCCAGUGGUACUACUUGGUGAUGCGGCCUACCCAUUAAAGACUUGGCUUUUAAAGCCUUUCUCCAACAUAGCCAAUCUAACUCCUGCUCAAGCCACAUUCAACUAUCGCCUUAGCAGGGCAAGGAUGACGACAGAGAAUGCCUUCGGUCGUUUGAAGGGACGCUGGAGAUGCUUACAAAAGCAAUUGGACAUCGAUGUGGAGUUUGCUUGCACAGUGAUUGGUUGUUGCAUUGUCUUGCAUAACAUAUGUGAGAGUGUCAAUGAAACCUACAGGGAUGAGUGGAAUGAAGACACAGAUGAUGACACAGAUGAUGAACAAGUGGGCGUACAGGAUGGAGGUGACGAAUCUGUCCGUUGUGCAAAGACCCUUAGGGAUGAUAUUGCACAGGCUUUCAUGAACAACGACCUUUGA